AUGGCUUUCACGGGUUCUAUUCCGAUCGAUGAGGAGGGAGUUCUCUAUUGCCCGAUUUCGUCCUAUGCCUCUGAUCCCAUUAGAGAGAAGAAGUUGGAGCUCGCAGAACAGGAGAUCAAAUCACUAAAGGAGGAUAAUUGCAUUCUAAAGGAAGCCUCCAACAGCUUCUAUGAAAUGUUUGCGAUACUCGGGGCUACGAAUCCAAUGAUUGCAGAGAUGAUGAGAAAGAAGAGGGAAACAGCAACGACAAGAGGAGAAGGAACAUCCGGAACAUCGAACUAUUUUGUUUCGGGAUUAUUUGAUAUGAACUCGCAUUGA
Molecule: messenger RNA, 318 nt
Organism: Arabis nemorensis
Lineage: Eukaryota; Viridiplantae; Streptophyta; Magnoliopsida; Brassicales; Brassicaceae
Source: the annotation of a GenBank genome assembly